Molecule: messenger RNA, 2479 nt
Organism: Vitis vinifera (wine grape)
Lineage: Eukaryota; Viridiplantae; Streptophyta; Magnoliopsida; Vitales; Vitaceae
Product: G-type lectin S-receptor-like serine/threonine-protein kinase At4g27290
Exons: 8
Biological process (GO): recognition of pollen; protein phosphorylation
Molecular function (GO): protein serine/threonine kinase activity; ATP binding
Source: RefSeq, a predicted model, not a curated record
AGAAUCUCCACUACAGUAGACACCAUAAAUGUAAAUCAACACAUUAGAGAUGGCGAGACCAUCAAUUCAGCGGGUGGGACCUUUCAAUUGGGUUUCUUCAGUCCAGGUGAUUCCAAGAAUCGAUACUUGGGGAUAUGGUACAAGAAAGUGGCUCCUCAGACGGUGGUAUGGGUUGCCAAUAGAGAAAGUCCACUAACUGAUUCAUCAGGUGUUUUAAAGGUCACUCAGCAGGGAAUUCUUGUUGUGGUCAGCGGUACUAAUGGAAUUCUUUGGAAUUCUAAUUCAUCACGUUCUGCGCAGGAUCCAAACGCUCAGCUUUUGGAAUCUGGAAAUCUUGUUAUGAGAAAUGGCUAUGAUAGUGACCCAGAAAACUUCCUAUGGCAGAGUUUUGAUUAUCCAUGCGAUACUCUUCUACCAGGCAUGAAGUUUGGAAGGAACAGAGUAAUGGGCAUGGAUCGGUACCUGUCAUCAUGGACGAGUGCUGAUGACCCUUCUAAAGGUAAUUUUACUUAUGGGAUUGAUCUAAGUGGAUUUCCACAACAAUUAUUGAGGAAUGGUUUAGCUGUAGAGUUUCGUGCAGGACCAUGGAAUGGUGUUCGAUAUAGUGGAAUACCUCAAUUAACAAACAACUCAGUUUAUACAUUUAAUUUUGUUUCUAAUGAAAAGGAGAUAUAUUUUAUUUAUUCUCUAGUUAGCAGCUCUGUUAUUUUGAGGCUUGUGUUAACUCCUGAUGGUUAUUCACGAAGAUUCACAUGGACUGAUCAAAAAAAUGAAUGGACUCUUUACUCAACCACACAGAAGGAUGACUGUGACAAUUAUGCAAUAUGUGGAGUAUAUGGAAUCUGUAAGAUUGAUGAAUCUCCAAAAUGUGAGUGUAUGAAGGGAUUUAGGCCAAAGUUCCAAAGCAAUUGGGACAUGGCAGACUGGUCAAAGGGAUGCGUUCGAAGUACUCCGCUGGAUUGUCAAAAGGGUGAUGGAUUUGUAAAGUACUCUGGUGUGAAACUGCCAGACACGCGGAACUCCUGGUUUGAUGAAAGCAUGAACCUUAAGGAAUGUGCUUCCUUGUGCUUGAGGAACUGCUCUUGCACUGCUUAUGCAAAUUCAGAUAUCAGAGGAGGAGGAAGUGGAUGCUUGCUCUGGUUUGAUGACUUGAUUGACAUCAGAGACUUCACUCAAAAUGGGCAAGAGUUUUAUGCAAGGAUGGCUGCAUCAGAAUCAGAAGCUUCUUCAAGCAUAAAUAGUAGCUCCAAGAAGAAGAAAAAGCAGAGGAAGAAGCAGCUAAAGAAAAAAGAAUACAUGGAUCAUAAAUCAAAAGAAGGUGAAAACAAUAAAGGCCAAGAGCAUCUAGAUUUACCAUUAUUUGACUUGGAUACAUUAUUGAAUGCCACCAAUAACUUUUCUAGAGACAAUAAACUUGGAGAGGGUGGUUUUGAACCUGUCUAUAAGUUUCAGGGAAUAUUGCAAGAAGGACAAGAAAUAGCAGUAAAGAUGAUGUCAAAAACUUCUAGACAAGGAUUAAAAGAGUUCAAAAAUGAAGUUGAAUCCAUUACAAAACUUCAGCACCGAAAUCUUGUAAAGCUUCUUGGAUGUUGCAUUCAUGGCAGAGAAAGAUUGUUGAUUUAUGAAUACAUGCCCAACAAAAGCUUGGACUUGUACAUUUUUGAUCACAUGCGAAGCAGGGUACUAGAUUGGCCUAAGCGCUUCCUCAUUAUCAAUGGGAUUGCUCGAGGCCUUCUUUAUCUUCAUCAAGAUUCUAGACUCAGGAUAAUCCAUAGAGAUCUCAAAGCAGAAAACAUUUUACUAGAUAAUGAAAUGAGCCCCAAAAUUUCAGACUUCGGAAUAGCAAGAAGUUUUGGAGGAAAUGAAAUUGAAGCAAACACAACAAGAGUGGCUGGAACAUUAGGUUAUAUGUCUCCAGAGUAUGCAAGUGAAGGAUUGUAUUCCACAAAAUCCGAUGUUUUUAGCUUUGGUGUUUUGUUGCUAAAGAUUGUAAGUGGGAAGAGAAACAGAGGAUUUAGCCACCCAGGCCAUGACCUUAAUCUUCUUGGGCAUGCAUGGACACUCUAUAUAGAAGGUGGGUCUUUAGAAUUUAUUGAUACAUCAAAAGUGAACACCUGCAAUCUAUUUGAAGUGCUACGUUCAAUCAACGUGGGCCUAUUAUGCAUACAACGUUUCCCGGAUGAUCGACCAAGCAUGCACUCUGUGAUUUUGAUGUUGGGUAGUGAGGGGGCACUACCUCGGCCCAAAGAGCCUUGUUUCUUCACUGAUAGGAAUAUGAUGGAUGCAAAUUCUUUCUCUGGUAUUCAACCCACCAUCACAUUGUUGGAAGCUCGAUAGAAGAUGCUUCAUGUUGAUGUUUUGUUGUCGUUAGACCUAUGACAAUAUAAGCUUAAGUUUCAACUACAUUUGGCAACUUUUUCGCAAUCAUACUGCUUAGCUUCUAACAAAAGACUCAUCUAAGAUGUUAUCUGGUGAUCAG